AGGAUUAUGCUUAGGAUUUUAGAAACAAACAGACGGCUUUUCUUUGUCUGUUAGCAUAACACUACGAUGUAUACAAUGAAUGUAGUCCACUCUCUGCUCCUUUGUGCACUUCUAAUCAUUCAAACAGGUGAUGCAUUGCGUUGUUUCAGUUGUGUGGGCUCUAAUGAUGAAGAGUGCAACCAGCAAGGCUCACAGCAAUGCCCAAACUACUCUGAUGCAUGUGCGGUCAUUAGAGGUCAAGCAAAUGGUGUAAUGAAGUCUUGCUCAUUCCGAUCUUUCUGCGAACAAGCCAGGAGAGAAGGCUCAAAAGCUCCGAGUGUCAAAGUCCAGUGCUGCUAUUCUGAUGACUGCAACAUGAGGAGUAAAGCAUCUUCCUCUCUGCUAAAUGUGAACUACUUGGUCAUUCUGAUACCUGUAUUACUCAGUAACCUGCUGUUUUAGCUGAAGCUUUGCACAAGUUGAACUCUUCAAGCUUUGUUAAUGUCCUUGAAACUAUGUAUCAGGCAAGAAAUAGUAAAGUUGUUCUGACUGCACACA
Molecule: messenger RNA, 537 nt
Organism: Erpetoichthys calabaricus (reedfish)
Lineage: Eukaryota; Metazoa; Chordata; Cladistia; Polypteriformes; Polypteridae
Gene: ly6pge
Product: lymphocyte antigen 6 family member pge
Exons: 3
Coding region: 67-441 (124 amino acids)
Source: RefSeq, a predicted model, not a curated record